CUGCACCAUGAUUCGAGCUCUUCUUCUCCUGUUUAUCUGUGUGGCUGCUGUCUAUUGUGUCUAUCCUGGUGGAUACAUUCCCCGGAGGGGUCGAAUUAAUAGUGCAAACAAAGGAGGUGGAGGGAUUCAAUGGGCCAGCCACCAGCAAGGAGAGUUCGGAGGAAGAAUCACAGGUAGAAGACCCGGAUGGAAUAGCAACAAUGACAACGGAUUUAACAACGAUAACGGAUUUAACGGACAUAAUGGAUUCAACAAUGAUAAUGGAAUUAACGGACAUAAUGGAGGAAUAAAUGGAGCUGACAACGGACAGAAUGGAGGAUCUGGAUGUGGACCAUACGGAUGUGGAGGAGACAGAUACAACGGAUUUAAUGGACGGAAAUAGAUCAAUAAUGAUGCCGACGUUGUCCUGGAUUAGAGAGAAGAUAUAUUUAAAAGGAAGGUUUAUUCAUG
This is a messenger RNA of Saccostrea echinata, 450 nucleotides long. Its product is annotated as nacrein-like protein C1. The record is from RefSeq and is a predicted model, not a curated record. The transcript is spliced from 3 exons. NCBI's taxonomy places the organism in Eukaryota, Metazoa, Mollusca, Bivalvia, Ostreida, Ostreidae. Bases 8 to 382 code for a protein of 124 amino acids.